Messenger RNA from Colossoma macropomum (tambaqui), 4327 nucleotides. RefSeq names its product kelch-like family member 17 (gene klhl17). Lineage: Eukaryota; Metazoa; Chordata; Actinopteri; Characiformes; Serrasalmidae. The coding region runs from base 507 to 2282 and encodes 591 amino acids. Gene Ontology annotation, molecular function: protein binding. The record is from RefSeq and is a predicted model, not a curated record. The transcript is spliced from 12 exons.
AAAACUGAAAAAAGAAGCUCAAAUCAGGUAAGCGAACUUGACAAAUUUGACCACUGUUUCCGACAAACAUUACUUUGUUAGUUACGUGGGAUUAAAACUAUUCACGAGGGAAAGUCAUCUCCUCUAUUUAACUCUGUGCUGCUGAGAGAUUCCAUGAAGCGAAACCCGUUCGUUCGGGGACGUACAACAGAAAAUUGAGUUUGUUUUUCCGAGGCUAUCUAAGGCACUGAAUUAUAAGGGAAAUCUAAGGGAGGGAGCUGUGUGUUUUCGGUGCGACAUGCAGUAAUCGCCUGCAUGUCACUCUCAUAUAUGUUACUCGUUUGCGGUAUAGUUAUGUUGGCUUAAAUAGAGUACAUCGUUACAUUUAUGGGCAUCAUCCCUGUCCGGAGAUAAAGCUGGAGAGAGCUCUUCACAGGAGGAAACACGCGCUGUCAGUCAGACACAAGCGACGUCGUCAGUUGCUGAGAGUGAGGCUCAGGCAGCAGCGGGCCUCUGAGCACAGCGCCAUGAUGGAGGGGGGCAUGCAACUACUGAAUCGAGAUGGCCACAGCAUCUCACACAACUCCAAACGCCACUACCACGACUCCUUCGUGUCCAUGAACAGGAUGCGGCAGCGGGGGCUGCUUUGUGACAUUGUCCUGCAUGUGGCCAACAAGGAGAUCAAGGCACAUAAGGUGGUGCUGGCUUCCUGCAGCCCCUACUUCCACGCCAUGUUUACAAACGAGAUGUCGGAGAGCCGUCAGACGCACGUGACCCUGCAUGACAUUGAUCCGCAGGCGCUGGAGCAGUUGGUGCAGUACGCCUACACUGCUGAGAUAGUGGUGGGAGAAGGAAAUGUGCAGACCCUGCUGCCUGCAGCCAGUCUUCUACAGCUGAACGGGGUGAGAGACGCCUGCUGUAAGUUCCUCCUCAGUCAGCUGGACCCUUCCAACUGCCUGGGCAUUCGUGGCUUUGCUGAUACACACUCGUGCAGUGACUUGCUCAAGUCUGCCCACAAGUACGUCCUGCAGCACUUUGUGGAGGUAUCCAAGACCGAGGAAUUCAUGCUGCUUCCACUCAAACAGGUGCUGGACCUGAUUUCUAGUGAUAAUCUGAACGUUCCAUCAGAGGAGGAAGUGUACAGGGCUGUGCUAAGUUGGGUCAAACAUGACAUCGACGGACGGAGGCAGCAUGUACCUAGAUUGAUGAAGUGCGUCCGUCUGCCGUUGCUGACACGGGACUUCCUAAUGAGUAACGUGGACACAGAGCUGCUGGUGCGGCACCACUCGGAGUGCAAGGACCUGCUGAUCGAGGCACUGAAGUACCACCUGAUGCCCGAGCAGAGAGGCGUGCUGAGUAACAGCCGGACCCGCCCUCGCCGCUGUGAGGGAGCCAGCCCCGUGCUGUUUGCUGUGGGUGGAGGCAGUCUCUUUGCCAUUCAUGGAGACUGUGAGGCAUAUGACACCAGGACAGAUCGUUGGCACAUGGUAGCCUCCAUGUCUACACGGCGGGCACGAGUCGGUGUUGCUGCUAUUGGUAAUAAGCUCUAUGCUGUGGGCGGGUAUGAUGGCACCUCUGAUUUGGCCACCGUUGAGUCAUAUGACCCUGUGACCAAUGGCUGGCAGCCAGAGGUGUCUAUGGGAACCAGGAGGAGCUGUCUGGGUGUAGCAGUGCUCCAUGGCCUGCUGUAUGCUGCUGGAGGCUAUGAUGGAGCUUCCUGUCUCAACAGUGCUGAGAGGUAUGACCCACUUACCAGUACUUGGACGUCCAUUGCUGCCAUGAGCACUAGAAGAAGAUACGUCAGAGUAGCCACACUAGAUGGCAGUCUGUAUGCAGUUGGUGGAUAUGACAGCUCCUCACACUUAGCCACAGUAGAGAAGUAUGAUCCACAGAGUAAUACGUGGACUGCCAUAGCUAACAUGUUGAGCCGCAGGAGCAGUGCUGGAGUGGCUGUGCUCGAGGGAAUGCUUUACGUUGCUGGAGGCAACGAUGGAACCAGCUGCCUCAACUCAGUGGAGCGAUACAACCCAAAAACCAACACGUGGGAAGGUGUGGCCCCAAUGAACAUCCGCAGGAGCACCCAUGACCUGGUCGCCAUGGACGGCUGGCUGUACGCAGUCGGAGGCAACGAUGGCAGCUCCAGCCUGAACUCCAUCGAGAAGUACAACCCACGCAGCAACAAGUGGGUGGCGGCGUCCUGCAUGUUCACACGCCGCAGCAGCGUCGGAGUGGCCGUCCUGGAGCUGCUCAACUUCCCCCCGCCCUCCUCACCCACCCUGUCCGUUUCCUCCACCAGCCUUUGACAAAGGGUGAAGACCCGGCUGAGCUCCAGCGGCCUUCCCUGCGUGGCCAAGAGACGCAACUGCUCAGUGUGAGCUCUGGAUGAAGAGGAGCACUCCGUGGGCCACAGUGCCCCCUCUCUGCUGGAGUAGCGCCACAGCAUUCUGCAGAUAAAGAGAGGUAAUUAGAAAAAAAGAGAUUGAAUGAAUAAAAUAGGAAAAGAAACCCACACACUUCUGCCCUCAUCACCCUGCACCUUGCACCCCAGCGCUUGAAAGUGCAGAAUACUUUCACUCUGCCACUUUGCAGUCACUUGUAUAUGAUGUAUACUGUAAUGUAUUUUUGUUUUUGGGGAAAAAUUGAUGAUAUUGCAAUAAUAUGUUAAAAAAAAGAAUGUUUCUUUUUUUUCCCAUAGGAAUGUAGUUCUUGAUUGGUUCUGCCAUGCAUGUUUACUGAAAUUUUGUCUUGGCAGAAGAAAAAAAGAUAAAACAUAGUCCUGCUGUGCCACACUAGGUGGCAGUAAUGCGCAAUGCUGCCCUGUUUCACCCUUUGUGCAUGGACGCACAGAAGCGGAAAGUUUUCACAAAGCAGUUGUUGGACACUUGGUGAAUAAGGUUAAAUGGGGUCAUAUCAGUUUGACCACAGAUUACUUGUUUAAAUGUAUUUUCUUAUUUAUUUAUUCAAUGUAAUAUAUAUAUAUAUAUAUAUAUAUAUAUAUAAACACCACUUAUUUCAGAGAUGUUCUAUGAACUGCAGAAGGACCACAGAGAUACAGUUUUAACUUAUUUACAUAUCAGUGCUGGUAGAGGAUGUGUGAGUUUUGAUUGGUUGUGGAAUUAGGGAAUGUGUGAGUUCUGGCUAAAUGUGUUUUCAGUGCAGGGAUUAGGGUUGUUUACCAGUGAUCCAGUGAAGUUCUGUUUCCAUAGCCAUGUAUUAUCUAAAGCCUUGAAGAAAUGAAUCUCUAUAUAAAUAUAUAUAUAUAUGUAUACUUUAUUGAUCCCCAAGGGGAAACUUGGGUGCCACUUAUGAGUGCGUACUUCACUGUCAUAGUCUCAGCGACUAACAAUAGGGGAUAUUGUAAAGUUUUCAACAGUCAAAGGUCUCUAUAAGGGUAUAGCCAUAAUAAAAGUGGAUGUGACCUACAGCAACAUAUUCCCUCACACUGUCCUGCAGUGUUCUCAUGUUUGUCUUGAGAAAGGCUGAUGUAAAAAACAGCCAGUAAGCUUACUUAUCAAAGUCAUGCCAUUUUCUGGUUUGACCUGACUUCAUAGUCUUUACCUCAUUCGUGUAGGCACGCUCUCAUUACACAAGCAGGGGUUGAAGAUAAUGUACGGUCAAAAAAACCUAUCAAAAGUGUCAUUUCAGAACUAUUUUUACACUGUUUAGAAGUUAAAACCCGGUUAGAAUUUGUGUAUAUUUGGUGCGGGGAUGUCAUGGGUAUUGGCAACUACCAAUGCAUCUUUCAUUGGAGCACUGACUAGAGAAUUUAAAAAUCUUAGGUUUUGUUCAGGAAUUGAGGGCACAGGUUUACAAAACCAAGCUUUUACAACCAGUAAACCAGUUCCACCCUUAGUCAUCGUCACAUAUACUUUGAUUACAAAAAUGUAGCAUAACUUCUAAGAAGUUACGAUUUGCUUUUUCCUUUUUUUGAAGGAUUCUGUUGAUUUUGAGCAAACCCAGUCUAGGUCAGAAGAAGCUUGUGCACAGGGACAACAAAGUGCUUUGUCAAUCUGAAGGCUUUGGCCCUUUUUCUGUGUCUGGAAUGGUGUCCUGCUGGUUUGACCUUAAAUUAUUAUUGCCCAGGAUAACCUUCCCAACAGAUAAAGGAAAUGUACAUAACCAAAUAUUCUGAUCUAACAAUGUCUGUGAUGUGUAUGUAAAUGUGGCUUUUUUGUUUUAUUUGUUUUCUUCUUGGGUUCAUGUUUUAAUGUGUUGUGUGUGUUUAUUUAUAACGUGACUUACGUUUUGUUAUAUUUAUGAAGGAAAUUUAAACGUAUUUUUUGCACUUUGUCAGAUGGAGCAAUACACUACUGUACACAAAAGGAAAUAAAGCUGUUUUCAAGUGUGA